AUGUCUGAUAAUCAGAAUCUCGACAAUAUUGUCGACGAUAACACUGACGACGACGACAACGAAGAUCAACUUCAAAUGGACGACGAAGAAGAUGAAAUUCCCUUCGAUCACGACGACUUCAACAAGGCAGUGCCAAGCCACCAAGAACCUCAGCCAAAUGUGGCCGACGAGUUGAAAGCUCUCCAGUCCGCGAUUGCCACCCUCACAAGGACUGUCACUAACAACCAGAAACGCACUCACGGGGAAACAUCUGGCUCAAUAUUCCAGGCGAAAAGGAAUAAAAAGCAAAUAGAUGAGGAUAUCCUACGGAACAUGGAACAACGCAUAGCUCAACUCGAACGCAGCACCCAACGUCUAACGAACGCAAUACUGGACCGCGAACACAACCGCGAUGGAAAUCGCAAUGUUUCACCUCCACCAGUUAACCGACAACCCCAAGUGAACAAUUAUUGUGCAUUCUGUAAUGGGGACCACUGGGCAUCUGAAUGUCCACAAUAUCCAACCCUUUCGGAGAGACGUCAACAAUGCCGCCAUAGAAAUAGGUGCGAACGUUGCCUACGAGAAGCAAAUAUCUGGUACAUUUUGCAAGUAGAUCUACAGUGCUUCUUUUGUAGACGCAAUCGUCGCACUCACCUCAUGAACCGUCACAAUUCAGCGUUUUGCCCCUACCAAUUCCCUAUGUGA
Ostertagia ostertagi is the source of this 684-nucleotide messenger RNA. Lineage: Eukaryota; Metazoa; Nematoda; Chromadorea; Rhabditida; Trichostrongylidae. The record is from the annotation of a GenBank genome assembly.